Parastagonospora nodorum SN15 is the source of this 759-nucleotide messenger RNA. RefSeq lists its product as hypothetical. The record is from RefSeq and is a predicted model, not a curated record. NCBI's taxonomy places the organism in Eukaryota, Fungi, Ascomycota, Dothideomycetes, Pleosporales, Phaeosphaeriaceae. Gene Ontology annotation, molecular function: copper ion binding. The transcript is spliced from 4 exons. Bases 1 to 759 code for a protein of 252 amino acids.
AUGCUCUCGAUAUUCUUACUGUCGCUGAAUUUCUUGCUGGGUCUGUGUACUCUUGCUCAAUGCUCUUUCAUACUCGACUUGAACAAUAAUACCAUACAAAACAGCGGAUCUUACACAAGGAUGUCAACGUCGGCCGACAUCAAGUCGUCCGCACCACUGCCAUGGCUAAGCCCGGAAUACAAAUGGUUCUUCGAAUAUGCGCUCCCAAUACCACCCGUCAAACAGCCGAAGUUCACCAGCGGAGCGGUUUUAGACUACUAUGAGAUUGACGUGAGAAGACUGGAGAAGCAGAUCUACCCUGGUCUUCCAUCAACCCAGCUGAUCGGUUAUGAUGGACUACAACCCGGUCCAACGUUCGUGAUGCGCAAGGGUCGAGAAAGUGUUGUCAGAUUCUCUAAUCACGGUCCAACGAACGUGUCCACUCAUGUUCAUGGGCAGUAUAAUCGCGCACCAUUUGAUGGCUGGGCUGCAGACUACGCGCUGCCUGGUCAAUACAAAGACUGUCAUUAUCCGAACGCACAAGAUGCUCGCACGAUCUGGUAUCAUGAUCACACAGAGUAUGCUACUGGCAUGAACGUAUACCUCGGAUUGGAGGGCUUCUACUUCCUCACCGAUGACGAGGAGCAGGCACUUAAGCUACCAACUGGCAAAUACGAUGUUCCGCUUGCGCUAUCUGCUAAGCAAUAUAGCACCAAUGGCACGCUGGUUUACAACUCGAACGGAAACUAUGGCCUUCCAGGAGACGUGAUACAAGUGUAA